Messenger RNA from Ziziphus jujuba (common jujube), 1727 nucleotides. RefSeq names its product putative cyclin-A3-1. Gene Ontology annotation, cellular component: cyclin-dependent protein kinase holoenzyme complex; nucleus; cytoplasm. The record is from RefSeq and is a predicted model, not a curated record. Bases 253 to 1395 code for a protein of 380 amino acids. The transcript is spliced from 8 exons. Gene Ontology annotation, biological process: regulation of cyclin-dependent protein serine/threonine kinase activity; mitotic cell cycle phase transition. Gene Ontology annotation, molecular function: cyclin-dependent protein serine/threonine kinase regulator activity. Lineage: Eukaryota; Viridiplantae; Streptophyta; Magnoliopsida; Rosales; Rhamnaceae.
UAAAUUCUCAGAAACUCAGCAGUAUGGUUUUAAAAUACAUGAGAAAAUAAAUCUUAAAAAACAAAAUAUAUGUGAAAAACUUCCUUUUUUUGAAUAUUAAAUGGCGCUCUCUUUUUCUUUUCACUUUCCUAAUUGUUCAAAGUCCUUCGCCUUUUCGUCCCAAAACCAAGCUUGCCCUCCUCUUCUCAACUCCGACGUCGAAACCAUUUGGUUGAGUCCCGACUCCUGACUCCUGAGUAAGGUGCCUCCACCAUGGACGACAAAGAGAACUCCAUGCGUGUGUCUCGGGCGGCGAAGAGGAAGGCCGCCGCCUCCAUGGCCGAGUCUCAUGUUCCCACCAAGAAACGCGCCGUUCUCGGGGAGCUCCAGAACCUUUCUAACCCUCCCUCCCACCCGAAUCAGAAUCAGAGUUCUGGGGUUGUGCCCCAGAAGCAAAAAUGUGGAACCAAAACCAGAGCCCAGAAAGCAUUGCCCAUGACCAAAACCCUGACGACGUCGAAGCAGGACAAAGAUACCAAGUCCGAUGACCCGCAAAUAUGUGGGCCUUACGUUUCUGAUGUUUAUGCCUAUCUUCACCAGCUGGAGGUGGACCCAAAUAGAAGACCUUUACCUGAUUAUAUUGAGAAGGUUCAGAAGGAUAUUACUCCUAAUAUGAGGGGAAUACUUGUAGACUGGCUGGUGCAUUUUGCUGAAGAAUAUGAGCUUCUUUCUGACACUCUUUACCUCUCCAUCUCCUAUGUCGAUAGAUUCCUUUCUCUGAAUGCUCUCAGUCGAAAAAAGCUUCAGUUACUUGGUGUUUCUUCAAUGCUUAUUGCCUGGAAGUAUGAAGAAAUCAGCCCUCCACAUGUGGAAGAUUUUUGUAAUAUAACAGACAACACAUAUACUAAGAAGGAGGUAUUUACCGAAAAAAAAUAUACUAAGAAGGAGGUAGUGAAGAUGGAAGCUGAUUUACUCAACUCCUUUAAGUUUGAAUUGGGAAAUCCUACUGUCAAGACAUUUCUAAGGAGGUUCACUAGACUUGCUCAAGAGAAUCACAAAAGUCCAAACCUGCAGUUAGAAUUCCUAGGUUCUUACCUUGCAGAGCUAAGUUUGUUAGACUAUAACUGUAUCAAAUUCCUACCUUCUCUGGUUGCGGCAUCAGUCAUCUUUCUUGCAAGAUUUAUGACUAGGCCAAAAAUACAUCCAUGGACAUCUCUGCUGCAACAGUAUUCAAGAUACAGACCAGCUGAUUUAAGGGAGUGCAUUCUUAUUAUUCACGACUUACAUCUAAGUAGAAGAGGAGGGUCUUUGCAAGCUGUCAGAGAGAAAUACAAACAGCAUAAGUUCAAAUGUGUGGCAACUAUGCCUUCUCCUCCAGAGAUACCAGCUUAUUAUUUUGAAGAUUUUAGAGAAUGAUCGGUCACAUUCUGAUUUUGGUUCUCAAGAAUGGGUUGGGAUUACUAACUUAGCUGCUUCUCAUUUGGAAUGUAAAGUCUUCCGAGAGCGUACAAGCUUUUCUUUUAUCUUUUUGGCUGUAAAGCUUGUUAUUAUGUCAAUGUUAUUUUUAGACACGCGUAAAGUAUUAACAGGAAUUGCACACUAAUUAAAAAUAGGCUCUUAGAUCUUCCUAGGAACUUCUUUGCCUUGUAAUCCUUGUUUCUUUUCUUCCGGUUUUGGCCUCCUAUGCAGGCACCAAUCCAUUUUGAAGUCAUUUACCAAAAACGAAAGGAAAAAACCGUUUUGGAGUC